CUUCUCCUCAGGUGUGCAGUGGACAGACUAUAAAUCAGAGGUCCUCUUCCUCUACAGAUGAAGCUGGAACAAAUUUGGGAACUUCUGUGAACACAGCAGCAGCUGUAAAGGUGUGGGCUCUGCUAUGGAUCAAUGUGAGGACAGAGAGGACGCGGUCCCUUCUUUCAAAACCAAUCUGUGUGGUGAACAUGGCAGCCAGACCACAGCUCAGAGGGUCCAGCAGCAGAGACCAGAGUCCGAUGAACCCAGCUGUCUGUCCUUCAAGAGCGAACAGUCGAUGGAAGAUUUCAUCGAUUUCAAAGGACAAUCUCCAUCUGUUGGGGCUGAUCAUGAGAGCUCAGAGAUUCCCAGUGGUCAGUCUGCCCCGCAGUUUAAAACACACCUGGACACCAUAUUUAUGCUGGUGGAGGAAAACAUUGUCACUCUUUUGAAGAACGAGCUCAAGAUUAUGAAGAUGAUUCUGAGUCUAGAUUACCCAGAAUGCUUAGAGAGUCAGAAAGAAGUUGAGGAAGUGUUGGAUGGUGAUGAGGAAAAGCAGAGGAGAAGCAACAAAGAGGCAUUUCUGAAUAUCGCACUGCACUUCCUGAGGAAGAUGAAGGAGGAGGAGCUUGCUGAAUGUCUCCAGAGCAGAGUGUUUGCUCCAGUUUGUCAACGUGAACUUAAAUCCAACCUGAAGACAAAGUUCCAGUGUGUGUUUGAGGGCAUUGCCAAAGCAGGAAACCCGGCGUUUCUGAAUCAGAUCUACACAGAACUCUACAUCACAGAGGGAGGGACUGGAGAGGUCAAUGAUGAACAUGAGGUCAGACAGAUUGAAACAGCAUCAAGGAAACCAGACAGACCAGAAACAACAAUCAAGCAUGAAGACAUCUUUAAACCUUUACCUGGAAGAGAUGAACCAAUCAGAACAGUGAUGACAAAGGGGGUGGCUGGCAUCGGGAAAACAGUCUUAACACAGAAGUUCACUCUGGACUGGGCUGAAGACAAAGCCAACAAAGACAUACAGUUCACAUUUCCAUUAACUUUCAGAGAGCUGAAUGUCCUGAGAGAUAAAAAGUUCAGCUUAGUGGAACUUGUCCAUUACUUCUUUCCUGAAGCUAAAGAAGCAGGAAUCUGCGAGUUCAAAGACUUCCAAGUUGUGUUCAUCUUUGACGGUCUGGAUGAGUGUCGACUUCCUCUGGACUUCCACAACACUGAGAUCCUGACUGAUGUUACAAAGUCCACCUCAGUGGAUGUUCUACUGACAAACCUCAUCAAGGGGAAACUGCUUCCCUCUGCUCACGUCUGGAUAACCACACGACCCGCUGCAGCCAAUCAAAUUCCUCCUCAAUGUGUUGACAUGAUGACAGAGGUCAGGGGGUUCACUGACCCACAGAAGGAGGAGUACUUCAGGAAGAGAUCCAGAGACAAGAAGCAGGCCAACAAAAUCAUCUCCCACAUCAAGACAUCACGAAGUCUCCACAUCAUGUGCCACAUCCCAGUCUUCUGCUGGAUCACUGCUACAGUUCUGGAGGAUGUGUUGAAAACUAAAGAGGAAGGAGAGCUUCCCAAGACCCUGACUGAGAUGUACCUUCACUUUAUGGUGGUUCAGUCAAAACUGAAGAACAUCAAGUAUGAUGGAGGAACUGAGACAGAUCCACACUGGACUCUAGAAAGCAGGGAGAUGAUUGAGUCUCUGGGAAAACUUGCUUUUGAGCAGCUGCAGAAAGGCAACUUGAUCUUCUAUGAAUCAGACCUGACAGAGUGUGGCAUCGAUAUCAGAGCAGCCUCAGACUACUCAGGAGUAUUCACCCAGAUCUUUAUAGAGGAGAGAGGGCUCUACCAGGACAAGGUUUACUGCUUUGUCCAUCUGACUGUUCAGGAGUUUCUGGCUGCUCUUCAUGUCCAUCUGACAUUCAUCAACUCUGGUGUCAGCCUAAUGUCAGAGGAACAGUCAACCUCACAGAGCUCUGAGACAAGAAGAGCUGUAUCCCCGGAGAUGCACUUCUACCAGAGUGCUGUGGACAAGGCCUUAGGGAGUCCAAAUGGACACUUGGACUUGUUCCUCCGUUUCCUCCUGGGCCUGUCACUGCAGACCAAUCAGACCCUCCUACGAGGGCUGCUGUCACAUUCAGAGGGUAGCUCACAGGCCAAUCAGGCAACAACCCAGUACCUCAAGAACAAGCUCAAUGAGGAUCUGCCUCCAGAGAAAAGUAUCAAUGUCUUGCACUGUCUGAAUGAACUGAAUGAUCGUUCACUAGUGGGAGAGAUACAGAAGUACCUGAGAUCAGAAAGUUUCUUCGGAUUGAAUUUCUCUCCUGCUCAGUGGUCAGCUCUGGUUUUCAUCUUAUUGUGUUCAGAAAAAGAUCUAGAUGUGUUUGACCUGAAGAAAUACUCUGCUUCAGAUGAGGCCCUUCAGAGGCUGUUGCCUGUGGUCAAAGCCUCCAACAAAGCUCUACUGAGUGGCUGUAACCUCUCUGAGACAAGCUGUAAAGCUCUGUCCUCAGUUCUGAGCUCCCAGUCCUGUAGUCUUAAAGAGCUGGACCUGAGCAACAACAAUCUGCACGAUUCAGGAGUCAAGCUGCUGUCUCUUGGACUGAAGAGUCAACGCUGUGCACUGAAAAUUCUCAGGUUGUCAGGCUGUCUGAUCGCAGAGGAGGGCUGUGCUUCUCUGAUCUCAGCUCUUAGCUCCAACCCAUCUCAUCUGAGAGAGCUGGACCUGAGCUACAAUCAUCCAGGAGACUCAGGAGUGAAGCUGCUCUUUGCUCGAAUAGAGGAUCCACAGUGGAGACUAGACACUCUCAGGGUGGAGCCCAGUGGAGUCCAAUGGUUGAGACCAGGUCUCAGAAAGUAUUCCUGUGAACUCACACUUGACACAAACACAGUAAACAGAAGGAUCACAUUGUCUGACAACAACAGGAAGGUGACACAUGUGGAGGAGGAUCAGUCGUAUCCUGAUCAUCCAGAAAGAUUUGACCAGUGGCCUCAGGUGCUGAGCAGAAAUUAUCUGACUGGUCGAUGUUACUGGGAAGUGGAGUGGAGAGGACUGGUUUAUAUAUCUGUGACUUACCGAGGAAUCAGUAGGAGAGGAAACAGUGAUAACUGCUGGUUUGGAAGAAAUGAUCAAUCCUGGAGUCUGACCUGCUCUAAUGGUCGUUACUCUGUGUGGCAUAACAACAAAGGCACAUCCAUCACCUCUUCCCCGCCCCCAUCCUUCUUCUCGUCAUUGUCGUCGUCGUUUACAUCAUCCUCUACAUCAUCCUCCUCUGUCUCCAACAGAGUAGCAGUGUAUGUGGACUGUCCUGCCGGGACUCUGUCUUUCUACAGAGUCUACUCUGACACACUGAUCCACCUCCACACCUUCAGCACCACAUUCACUGAAGCUCUUUAUCCUGGGUUUGGGUUCAGGUUUGGCGCCUGGUCUGACUCUUCAGUGUCUCUAGUCUCUGUAGGAGGGGGAGCAUCCUCCUGUUAGAGAGGAAUUCUCACUGCUGACCAGAUAGUUCACUUUGUACAGGUUCACACACAUCUGAUGUUAGUUUGUAACAUCUCAGGGUUUGUAAAAGCAGUUUGUGUGUGGAUGUGCUGUUUGACAGUUUGUUUUUAAUGAUAGGCAGGUUGAGAUCUAGCUUGGCCUUGAGGGGUAAAACGAAAAAAGAAAAACUGCAAAACAAAGUGGUUGGUGUUAUUACUGUAAGGCUGUCUCAUUGGGAUAGCACUGGAAUAGUUUACAGUCCAUUUCGCUGUUUUUAUCACUGCAGGGUUGUUGAAAGGGCCACAUUUGUGCCACAUGAUUCUACCAACACCCCACUAAUUUCUGAAAAAAAAAAAUGUUUUUUGCUUUCUAAAUGAAUUUAUAAAUGCACUUCUUCAGGAAC
Acanthopagrus latus (yellowfin seabream) is the source of this 3854-nucleotide messenger RNA. RefSeq names its product NLR family CARD domain-containing protein 3-like. Gene Ontology annotation, molecular function: protein binding. The transcript has 12 exons. The coding region runs from base 125 to 3451 and encodes 1108 amino acids. NCBI's taxonomy places the organism in Eukaryota, Metazoa, Chordata, Actinopteri, Spariformes, Sparidae. The record is from RefSeq and is a predicted model, not a curated record.